Molecule: messenger RNA, 2248 nt
Organism: Pseudophryne corroboree (corroboree frog)
Lineage: Eukaryota; Metazoa; Chordata; Amphibia; Anura; Myobatrachidae
Product: B box-binding protein-like
Exons: 1
Coding region: 1073-2248 (391 amino acids)
Biological process (GO): regulation of gene expression
Cellular component (GO): nucleus
Molecular function (GO): nucleic acid binding
Source: RefSeq, a predicted model, not a curated record
CUUAAUUAAUGGCGCUCUGAGGAUAAGACCCUUCUCCUCAGCAAAUCAGUGGUUAAAUCAGCAGCCAUUCGGAGGCAGCCAGAGAGACUGGCCAUUGUGACUGGUACCAGAGAAAAGGUCUGUGAUAAAACACCUUGCACCACCCUGUAUCAUCACUUACACUGCAACUGUAGCACUGAUAAAGUCCCAGUUUACAGGAUUUUUACGCUAUACAGCCACUACAUCUUAACAGCAUAGUUGGAGCAGUUACAGGCAAGGAGCUACAAAGUAUCAAAUGUAAAGACUGUGUAAGUGAGACUACAGAUUAGAGACAGUCAAUGAGAAUCUGAGCAGAACCACAACCAUCCUGCACCCAUACUACUUUCGGGUGUCACAUUUGGCGUCACUAAGAACAGGAUCUGAACACAUGACGUUGUCUGAUCAGCAAGCUGUUGGGGAUUCAUCAAGCACGUGUCCAGCUAUGGCUAGCAUAAACCGGAUUAACCUGCCCUAUUACUUUGAGGCCCCAUGGCUUCCAACAUAUAGUGGAGAUGAUCUAGAUUCUGACGGCAACUGUCUGAGAGAUUUUAAGAACAAAAUUAAGUCUGUGUUCAGCUUGUACCUACUAUCAGAGCCACAGCAAGUGGAGAUUCUAAUUGGGCAGUUGAAAGAUACGGCCUCGAGAGAGGUGAUUUCAUGGCCAGCGGAUCAAAGGAGAACAGUAGGCCUCAUCCUGAACCGACUAGCUAUGAUAUUUGAUACAAGAACGUUGUCUGAGCUUAAAUUGAACAUUUACGCAAGAAAGCAGCAGCCAGGAGAAACACUGCGUGACUUCGCACUCAGUCUACAGAAGGCUCUUCAAGCACUACAGGCCAUUGAUCCAACAGAAGUCCGACCAACCGAUGAAAUAUUGAUUAAUCAGUUCAUAGAGGGGUCCCACAGUGAGAUUGUGAAGGUGCAUUUACGCCUACUUCAGUUACAGUUACCAAACAGCUAAUUUUUGUGCUUCAAAGAAACUGCCAUUAAGGUGGUAGGGAGAUUACAGAGACAAGAAAUUCCCUAUCCAGAGAUCACAAAGCAGGAAAUCAUAGAUAUGCACAUACCAGAAGACGUUGCUGUACAGGGGGCUCAGGUCCUAAGUACCGAUAUAUUAAGUGCUAUAGAAGUACAAGUCGCUGAACUGACCCAUGGGAUAACUGAAAUGUGCCAGCAAUUGCGGUAUUUCAUGCAACAACAAGCUAAGUGCAGAGGAGGGACAGAAUGGAGCAUCGAUGAAGUACAAUACAGAGAUGUGGACCUUCGUCCUGUUGUCCAGAAUCAAAUUGACAUUGUUGCCACACCAGCUACAGACCCAGAGCCUGAAGUCAGUGCAAGAAAAGUUAUGGGAAAAGUAAUUUGGUUUAGUUUGCGAUAUGGCUAUGGCUUCAUAAAUCGGGAUGACACCAAGAAAGAUGUGUUUGUACAUUACACUGCCAUUAAGAAGAACAAACCCAGAAACUACCUCCGCAGCCUGCGAAAUGGAGAGAUUGUUGAAUUCGAUGUGAUAAAGGGGGAAAAAGGUGUGGAAGCUGCCAAUGUGACAGGUCCUGGCGGUGUUCCAGUUCAAGGCAGCAGAUAUGCAGCAGAUCACAAGCGUUAUUGGCUCUAUACACAUCGCAGAGGUUUUCCACGUAAACAUCAGCAAAAUUACCAAUCCCGCAAAGAUGAAGAGGAGUCUGAAGAGAUGGAAAGUGUGACAGAAAGUACAAGUCAACAACAGUCUAAUCAGAUGAGUAGCUACCCACCAUACCAUUUAAAGAGACCAUAUGAAUGCAGACAACUAUAUCCUGAUAGUCAAGUGAAAAGUGAACUAUUAGGAAGAACAGACAACCAAAAUGUAUUGAAUGGAUGUAUGCAACAUGAUCUAGAAGACCCGGCUCAGUGUGGACCUAGAAUGGAUAACUUCGAUUCCAGUACGGCCUAUUCCAAUCAUACAAGUUUAAGUACUGCUGAACGGGAAAGAGAUGCUGAAGAAGUGAUUCAUGCGGCCAAGGCAGAAGGAUUGGGACCACCUAAACACAGUUGCCCAGAUUCAAGUAUAUCAAAGUCUGAAUCUAGUGUAGUUAAAUCCCCUAGUGUAGUUAAAGAGGCCGUGACAUAUCUUUUUCCAGAGUGGCAUCGCUCAGACUACAAAUAUAUCACGAUAAGCUCUAGAGAGGUAGCAUCAAUAUUGCAACAGGCAUCGAGCAAGUCAGGAAAGAGGAACAAAGGUGAUAAAUUUUCUAAUUAA